GACUGUCAAGACUUUCAAGACUGUCAGAACUGUCAUGACAAACUAAACAAUAUGAGUGAGGAAGAAGUACCUGGUGAGGGAGGUGAGGAGUCGCCGGGAGCCGGAUCGGUUGAAGAGGUGGCUGCCCCAGUGCCCGAUACCACCACCGCUGAACCCGUGGAUACCACCACUUCGGGAGCCCGGAUGAUAAUGAUGAUGAACCACCCCUGGAUGGCGGCCGCCGCUGUGGCCGUUUAUGCCACCAAGGUCAUGUGGCUCAAGUUUCGCGAACUCGGACUGGCCAAACAGAAAAAGACGAUUAGAAAUCAUCAGGACAAGACGCUGAAACCCCAGGAGGAUUACAAAGAAUGUGGGUUGGAGUCUGACUCUGACGAAGAGUCUGAUGCGGAGCCAGAUGAAGCUGAUCCUGCCUCUAAACCACCUCUAAAGUGGGUCGGUAAUGCUUGCGAUUUAGGUACUGAAGGAUCGUCGAGCAUCGUUUUUCAUUAACCAUUUGAGAGACUUGUAAUAUGAUCAAAAUUAUUGUAAAUCAACAAAAUUAUUCAAAAGGAUAAUAGGCUUCCGCAUAUAGCUUGGAUUUUCCUAUAAUCAUCUUGGUAUUUUAAAAAAUUUAGUAUUUCAAUUUGAAUGCUGUGAAGAGGGUAUAGUGUGUAAUACAAAUAAACCAAAUAUAUAAGACAAA
Messenger RNA from Drosophila suzukii, 682 nucleotides. RefSeq lists its product as uncharacterized. NCBI's taxonomy places the organism in Eukaryota, Metazoa, Arthropoda, Insecta, Diptera, Drosophilidae. The record is from RefSeq and is a predicted model, not a curated record.